AUGGAACGUUGGAAAAAUUGCCAAAUCAGUCAGACACAUUUAUCUAAACAGUUUUCUGUCGUUCUGUAUAAUGUUCGAGGUUUGUUGUCACGUCUUCCUGAAGUUCAAGAUCUAGUCGAUACAAAUUGUCCGUCAGUAUGUGCCUUAGUUGAAACAGGUGAUAUUUCUUCAAGUUUGUCGGGGCAAUGGUUUCCUGGUUAUCAUCGAUUUUUCACACCUGGCUCGAACUCGCAUGGUGGAGUCCUGGUAUUAGUACAUAAUUCGAUUACUUAUGCAGUUAAAUAUUCCGAAGUGAAUUUAAUAGCUCUCACUAUUCCGUUAGGACUAUGCACAUUAUCGGUAAUAGCCUGUUAUUCACCGCCUGAUUCUACAUUGCCGACUGAUACUUUAAAAUUUCUAUUAGAUGGAAGUCCAACUCUGCUGUUAGGUGAUUUCAAUGCUAAAUCAAUCGAUUGGAAUUGUACGCACAACAAUGCCCGUGGCCGCGUUUUGCAGAAUAUAAUCGAAGAAUGCGAAUUACAUGUAGGUUUUGUAGAUCGACCAACAUCGAAACGUUCAAAAAACGUCAUAGAUUUAAUUAUUACUUCUUUUCCCUCACCCGAAGUAUCGGUUUUAUCGUAUGGUACUAGUGACCACUGGCCCGUAUUAUUUACUAGUCCAUGGUUCACGUCAUCUUCUUUCUCCUUUAAAGAAGUACGCUGA
Molecule: messenger RNA, 702 nt
Organism: Didymodactylos carnosus
Lineage: Eukaryota; Metazoa; Rotifera; Eurotatoria; Philodinida; Philodinidae
Source: the annotation of a GenBank genome assembly